This is a messenger RNA of Liolophura sinensis, 837 nucleotides long. Its product is annotated as cytochrome P450 2D6-like. Gene Ontology annotation, biological process: hormone biosynthetic process; progesterone metabolic process. The transcript has 5 exons. The coding region runs from base 1 to 837 and encodes 278 amino acids. The record is from RefSeq and is a predicted model, not a curated record. Lineage: Eukaryota; Metazoa; Mollusca; Polyplacophora; Chitonida; Chitonidae. Gene Ontology annotation, molecular function: heme binding; iron ion binding; steroid 17-alpha-monooxygenase activity.
AUGACCCUGUUUCCCUUCUUACGUCAUCUUCCCUUUGGGUACGGACGGCUGUAUCGAGAUCAUAAACGAGCUUUCGAGAGAUAUUUGUAUUUCAUGUUCGAGAUCCCGAAGGAAAGGUUUGACUCGGAGUCCUCCGGAGGAUGUGUGAACGAGCUCUUACGGCUGCAAUCAGAAUCGCCGUGGCUGAAAGACGACAACAUCCGGGGCAUUGUGCGGGAGAUAGUCAGUGCGGGCCUGGGCACAACAAGCAUCUCUGUACUAGCCUUCUUUCUUAUCCUUUUGCACCGCCCGGAUGUGAUGAAAAAGAUUCAGCAGGAGAUCGACGCUGUGAUUGGACGAGAACGACCUCCACGACUGACAGACAAAGGUCACAUGCCCUACACCGAGGCAGCCACGUUGGAAUCUCUCCGCUAUUACACUGUUCUCCCGCUAGGUGUCGUACAUACUACCACACGCGAGGCCCAGUUUCGAGAUUAUUUUAUUCCGAAGCACACUGUGAUAUUCACUAAUUCCUGGUUGGCACAUCACGACGAGGCAGUUUGGGGCGAUCCCUGGGAGUACCGCCCGGAGCGGUUCCUAGACGAGAACGGGAGGCUGUUACCGGCGGACAGUGAGCUCAUGAAAAGCUGGUUUCCGUUUGGAACAGGAAAGCGGGCCUGUUUUGGGGAGCCCUUUGCCCGCUGCAGAAUCUUCCUCUUUAUAACAACACUCUUACAGCAUUUCAACUUCCGGCCCUGCGCAGACGAGCCCUGUCCGUCAUACGAUCCUCGAACAUUUCAGUCUAACAUCACUUUGAUUGCACCAAAGUUUAAAGUGUGUGCAUUUCCGCGCAACUGA